Molecule: messenger RNA, 1527 nt
Organism: Heterotrigona itama
Lineage: Eukaryota; Metazoa; Arthropoda; Insecta; Hymenoptera; Apidae
Source: the annotation of a GenBank genome assembly
AUGACUAACGCUUACAGACAAGCACAGGACAAGGACAGUAACAAAGACAGUGACACACUUUUAUUAUUAUAUUCCGUAGCUUUUCAAGGUAGGGUCUACCUUCCUGUUCCAGCGGCAGAAGCUAUCAUCAAUGGACCUCAAUCAUUAACAAUUAAUAACAAUAACGAUCACGAAGGUAGUCUACGUUCAGCUAGUCCCAAAGUACAUAAAUUUAGCGUCUUCGAGGAAUUGUUACUCUCUUUCUCGGUUCAAGCUAAUGUAAAAGUUAUUUGUGACAAUAAAGUUGGAGGUGACACGAUCAGUACUGUUCAUGGUCUUAGAGUGAUAUCAAUGGCCUGGGUUAUCUUGGGUCACACUUGUAUUACCACGUUCAAAUACUCUGACAACAUGGAGUACCGAAAAGUCGUAGAGAAAAAGUUCCUUUUUCAAACUAUUACGAACGGAGCUUUUAGCGUCGAUACGUUUUUCUUCAUGGGAGGUUUACUUGUGAGCUUUCUGUACUUCAGAACAAAUGCGAAAGGAGACUUGAAUAAACUUACGCAGGGUACGCGGGGUAUUGUCGCAGGUGGUUUAAAAUUCAUCGGUCUUCUCAUGUACAGAUUUUGUAGGCUCACAGCUCCGUAUAUGUUUGUACUUGGAGUAGUUCAAGUCACAAUGAAAUGGUUUCAUUCGAAUUCCGUGUUUGAACCACCAACCGCGGAUCAUUAUAACUGUCCCAACUAUUGGUGGAGAAAUUUUCUUUACAUUAAUACUUUGUUCCCGGUAGAUCAAAUGUGCAUGAUUUGGAGCUGGUACGUCGCAGAUGACACUCAAUUCUACGUUAUUGGCGCCGUAAUACUAGUUUUAGCGACAAAUCACUUUAAAAUUGCAACUUUCCUGAUGACUACUUUGUUAUUAAGCUCCUGGUUAACAACCGGAUACAUUGCAUUAAUAAAUAAUCAUAUGCCGAGCUCGGAUGAUCCAUUGGCGCUUUUCGAUAAAAUCUAUGAUAAGCCAUGGACCAGACUGGGUCCUUAUUUUAUAGGCAUGUCGGUAGGAUACUUUCUUUUCAAGACUGAUUGCAAAAUAAAAAUGUCCAAGACGACAAUUUGUGUAGGAUGGCUUCUUUCUUCGGCAUGUCUUUUAAGUUUAUUAUAUGGUCUGUAUGAAGCAGAACUUAGUCCUAUAAUGGCAGCUGCUUAUUCUUCAUUAAGUCAUAGCUUAUGGGCACUUGCUUUAUCGUGGAUCGUCGUUGCAUGCAGUACAGGUUACGGAGGAUACGUCAAUAGUAUUCUAUCGGCACCGAUUUUAUAUCCAAUUAGCAGAAUAACAUAUUGCGCUUACUUGUUACAUCCGCUUAUAAUUCGACUCACAGCUAUGAACUUGGACUCACCGUUUCAUUUAGGAAAAUACACCAUGAUGAUCACUUUUCUUGGAGUUCUGGUUUUAUCGUAUGUAUUAUCAUUUAUCAUAUCGGUGUCUUUCGAAGCGCCUAUUGUGACCAUGUUGAAGAUACUUUCUCCCAAAAAGCGAAAAUGCAUACAAUGA